Molecule: messenger RNA, 300 nt
Organism: Penicillium longicatenatum
Lineage: Eukaryota; Fungi; Ascomycota; Eurotiomycetes; Eurotiales; Aspergillaceae
Exons: 4
Coding region: 1-300 (99 amino acids)
Biological process (GO): negative regulation of ATP-dependent activity
Cellular component (GO): mitochondrion
Molecular function (GO): ATPase inhibitor activity
Source: RefSeq, a predicted model, not a curated record
AUGCUCCGUCAAUCCAUCAUCCGACCUGCCGCCACCGCUACCCGGGCUCUCCAAUACCGAUCCUUCUCGGUUGCUGUGCCUCGAAUGGGCGAAGGCGACACUGGUGCUCCCCGCUCUGCUGCCGGUUCAUCCUCUGGUGACGCAUUCACCAAGCGCGAAGCCGCCCAGGAAAGCAUGUACAUUCGUGAGAAGGAGCUCGAGAAGCUUGCCAAGCUGAAGAAGCAGAUCUCUGAUCAGCGUAAACACCUUGAUGACCUCGAGGGCCACAUUGACAACCUGACCCAGGAGCAGAAGCGCUAA